Messenger RNA from Calypte anna (Anna's hummingbird), 3138 nucleotides. RefSeq names its product zinc finger and BTB domain containing 49 (gene ZBTB49). Lineage: Eukaryota; Metazoa; Chordata; Aves; Apodiformes; Trochilidae. Gene Ontology annotation, cellular component: nucleus. Gene Ontology annotation, biological process: regulation of transcription by RNA polymerase II. Bases 160 to 2460 code for a protein of 766 amino acids. Gene Ontology annotation, molecular function: RNA polymerase II cis-regulatory region sequence-specific DNA binding; protein binding; DNA-binding transcription factor activity, RNA polymerase II-specific. The record is from RefSeq and is a predicted model, not a curated record. The transcript has 8 exons.
CCCCGCCGGGGAAGCGGAAGGAGAAGCAGCGGAAGCGGCGGAUGGUAGGGUCGGGUUUGGUCCGGUCCGGGUCCAGUCCGGUCGGGGUUGCCGCUUGGCGGCUGUGCGAGGAUGGAGCUGGGAGGUGGCCGGAGCUGGUAAUUUGAGUGACUACCUAGCAUGGACACUGUUGCUAGCCACAGCUGUCAUCUUCUCCAGCAGCUUCAUGAGCAGCGCAUUCAGGGUCUUCUCUGUGACUGCAUGCUGGUGGUAAAAGGUGUCUGCUUCAAAGCACACAAAAAUGUAUUAGCUGCUUUCAGUCAAUAUUUCAGGACCCUUUUCCAGAAUUCUUCAGGACAGAAGAAUGAUGUCUUUCACUUGGACAUUAAAAAUGUAGGUGGGAUUGGCCAGAUCUUGGACUUCAUGUACACCUCUCACCUGGACCUUAGCCAGGACAACGUCCAAGCCAUGCUGGAUAUUGCGCAGUGUCUCCAAGUGCAAAACGUGCUGAACAUUUGCCACACUUUUCUAAAAUCUUCCACAGCAGCAGAGCAGCCAGCCAGCAUGCCCUGUAAUGGUGUGUUCUCUCUGCAGAAUACUUUGCCUGCAGGUGCUAGCUGUGCCAGUGACAGCUAUGGAGCAAACCUGUUGCCUGAGUGCUCAUCAUCUGACACACCAGCUAACAAAGCCUUGGUUGAGCACCAUUCCCACCCAUCACCAUCUUCCAACCUUCAAGCACCCUCAGGUGAUGGACAGAAACCCCCACAAGACUCCUUAGAUGGCAGCUGCCCAGAGAUUCCAUUUAAACAACCAAAUUACUACUACAAGCUACGUAACUUUUACAGCAAGCAGUUCUAUAAGCAGAAUGCUUGCUCCAACCACGAGAGAGUGGCUGAACAGUCCUUUUCUUACAACACACCCACAGAAAUCAACGCAGUGGAGAAUAGUAAUUCUUGUGCUGUCAACCCCUCAGAGUGUAUUCUGGAAACUUCUGAGCAUUUACCAUCAAAUUUUCUGGUUCAGUCUGUGAACGAAGCUGCCCCAGACCAAGAUGCAGAGAGCACACUUACCCAGCCCAGCAAACAGAUGAGGCUGAAAAAGGCAAUACACCUAAAAAAAUUAAAUUUUCUAAGGUCUCAGAAAUCUGCAGAGCAGCCCCCUGAGCCUAAAGGAGAUGACAGUAGGGUAACAGGGGUCAUUGCAAAUGGAAGUACCUUGGAUGUGGCACAUGUUCGAGUUGCUGAAGAAAAAGAAGCUGAAGAUUUAGUGAAUCCUGAGAAUUUUGAACAAACUGUUGAAAUAGAAAGAUCUCAAGGCCCUUUGGAACAAGAAGGGCAAUCACAGACUCUCCAGUCACAGAGGCAAUAUACUUGUGAAUUAUGUGGGAAGGCUUUCAAACAUCCAAGCAAUUUGGAGCUCCACAAAAGGUCUCAUACAGGUGAGAAACCUUUUGAAUGUAACAUUUGUGGGAAACACUUCUCACAGGCAGGUAAUCUCCAGACACAUUUACGUCGACAUUCUGGGGAAAAGCCAUACAUCUGUGAAAUCUGUGGGAAAAGAUUUGCUGCCUCUGGUGAUGUUCAGCGUCACAUUAUUAUUCACUCUGGGGAAAAGCCUCAUCUGUGUGACAUUUGUGGCAGAGGAUUCAGUAACUUCAGUAAUUUAAAGGAGCACAAGAAGACCCAUACAGCAGAUAAAGUAUUCACCUGUGAUGAAUGUGGGAAAUCAUUCAACAUGCAAAGAAAAUUAGUGAAGCACAGAAUUAGGCAUACUGGGGAGAGACCAUACAGCUGCUCAGCAUGUGGGAAGUGUUUUGCAGGCUCUGGUGACCUCCGUAGGCACGUGAGGACUCAUACAGGGGAAAAGCCCUACACGUGUGAGACUUGUAACAAGUGUUUCACACGUUCUGCUGUCCUGAGGAGGCACAAGAAGAUGCACUGCAAAGCCGCCGACGAAGCUCCAAACGCGCUUGACGAAUUCACCCAAGGGCCUGAAACUUCCGACCUUGAAAAAUCUCAAAGUUCUGACUCUUUUGGCCAAGAAAUGUCUGUCACGUUGUUACCAGUGUCUGUUAAGUUCCCCCUUCGUCCAACUGGAAAUCCAGGUGAAUUUGACAGCUCUGUGGAUUCUUACUGCAAGCUGCGCUCCGCGGUACCGCACCACGAGGCGGCCAACCCACAGAAACUGAACGUGGGCUCUGCUAAACUCCCAAAAGCUCAGCCCCAGCAAACUCCAGCACCACCCCCCUAUGCUUACACUGAUGUAGAUGUGUCUGCUGCAGAAGAACCCUUACAACCUGACCAGAUGCCCAUGAUUCGUUCCUCACUGGUCAGCCUGGACAACAGUCACUGCACCGACCCGCUGGGCAACCGCGCAUCAGCUGCCACCUACAAGAGUAAUGAGGGACCCUUCUUCUCCAGCAUGACCCUCUGGGGUUUAGCCAUGAAAACCUUGCAGAAUGAAAGUGAAAUGGAACAGUGAGGACUUGGGGGAACUGUAGCAAAACUUCUUCAGGGCUUUUCAUGCUCAAGUGACAGCAGCGUGGAGAGAUCACCACGAGUUUUUAAGCCAUUUAGCUGGCGUGCUGGUAGAAAUCAAGAUGUGUGUGCCCAGAGCCCCCAGUGUAGGCUGCCUCAAAACUGCUCCUCAACAGAGUUCAGAUCUAAUUUUGGGGGACUUUUGUUGUUCUGCCUGCCCUGUGUAGCUCAUGUGUUGCCAUGACUGACUAAAAUUUGCCAUUUACUGGAUUUACUGUUCCGCGUGGUGUUUCUGACCAUGGAAGGAGGGAUGGCCCAACGCCUGAUUUCAGGGCAAGGGUGGAAUUCCAAGUUGUGUAUUCCAAGCAAUUCAGAGUUGUGUAAAGGUGUAGAUAUGAAAUUAGGAAAAAAACAGAUCCCUAGUGAGCUUCAGUCUCAGUAGUGGCUUUCCUUACCAGUAGGAUCAUUGGUUUACAUAACUUGAGUAUUGUGAUAUUAAAUUUAAAUGUUAAAUACUGGACAAUAUUUGUGAUAGUGCAAAGUAACUGUAUAUCUAGAAACUUUAUUUUUUUACAAUAAAAGCUUUUUUUUUUUAGUCUUUUAUAAACUAUUUUGCACAGCAGAUUAUUUGUACAUUGAAGACGAAGAUCAGGAAAUGGAAAUAAAGGGAAGUUGGUUUACA